Molecule: messenger RNA, 641 nt
Organism: Vitis riparia (riverbank grape)
Lineage: Eukaryota; Viridiplantae; Streptophyta; Magnoliopsida; Vitales; Vitaceae
Product: auxin-induced protein 15A
Exons: 1
Coding region: 37-414 (125 amino acids)
Biological process (GO): response to auxin
Source: RefSeq, a predicted model, not a curated record
CCUCCUCCUCUUUCUGGUCUCUCAAGCCUUUUGAAAAUGCUGGGGAAGAAGAUGGGGUCCGUGAAGAAACUAGUGAAGAAGGUAAAGGUUAUAGGAGGAGGCGAUCGGGAGCCGUCGCACCAUGAGUGUUUGCUGAGGGACUACGAAGAAGGAUCUCCCUCAGGCACCACCCCGACUGGGUCUUUUGCGGUCUACGUGGGCGAAGAGAGGCAGAGAUUCGUGGUGCCCACCAGCUUCCUUUCCCACCCUCUCUUCAAAAUGCUGCUGGAGAAGGCCUACAACGAGUUCGGAUUCGAUCAGAGGAAUGGGCUGGUGGUCCCCUGCAGUGUGUCAACUUUCCAAGAGGUCGUGAAUGCUGUGGAAUGCUGCAAUGGCAAGUUUGAUUUUGGGAAUCUGGUCGAGGAGUUUGUUUAGACCACCAUUUAGGAAUUAGCUCUUUUCUCUGGUAUGCAGAUUUGUCCUGCAAGUCGGCAACAUGUAUUAUACACAUACCUUAUACUCAGCUCACCAAAAUGGUUCUUAGGCUGAUUUUGAUCCUCAAUUUUCUAGGUAGGUUGAAUUGAUAGACAACUUCAAUUUUGGGUUCAAUUCGCCUUCUUUUUUCAUUGACACUGGCACAGUAAAUGAGAAUUUUUCUCUCC